Phyllopteryx taeniolatus (common seadragon) is the source of this 5478-nucleotide messenger RNA. RefSeq names its product sodium-driven chloride bicarbonate exchanger-like. Gene Ontology annotation, biological process: transmembrane transport; regulation of intracellular pH; bicarbonate transport. NCBI's taxonomy places the organism in Eukaryota, Metazoa, Chordata, Actinopteri, Syngnathiformes, Syngnathidae. Gene Ontology annotation, cellular component: plasma membrane; basolateral plasma membrane. Gene Ontology annotation, molecular function: solute:inorganic anion antiporter activity; sodium:bicarbonate symporter activity; monoatomic anion transmembrane transporter activity. The transcript is spliced from 24 exons. The record is from RefSeq and is a predicted model, not a curated record. Bases 1340 to 4315 code for a protein of 991 amino acids.
GAAAAUAAAAAUGUGAGGACUGAUGAGGAAGCAGUGGUGGACCGCGGCGGAACCCGCUCCAUGCUGAACACCAACUUUGAGAAGGAAGAACUCGAAGGAGUCGCCGUCCCGGAAAGAUGACUGGAAGAGCACAGCGCAGAACGCUCAAUGACAAGAAAAAUCCUAGAGUGGCGGCUACAGACUUCCAGAAAUAUCUGGCACGUGCUCUGCUGGCAAAUCUACAAUAGGUAAAACUUGGAUUUCAUGAGAGGACACCUUGGAGGAAGCUGCUGCACCUGGAUGUUCCACAGCACUACUGGCAAACCAUGUGGACAGAUAAAAAUAAAGUCACCGUACUCUGUACAUUGGGGUACAUGUUCCUCUGGGCCGGAGAUCACAUCGCCGCCACCGUCACCACGGUCAUAGACACAGGAAGCGCUCCAAGGAAAGGGACUCGACAGCUGACGAUGGACGAGAAUCUCCCUCACACAGUCGGUGUCCUUCCGUCCCUUACGUUUGCUUGUGGCUGCUAGCAUAGCUGCAGUUUGAGCAGAAACGAAGGCUUGUCCCCCACCGUUGUCUUUGCUGCAGCAAACACGCCGGCUCAGAGGGUGCAGUUCCUGUUGGGGACUGAGGAUGGCGACGAGGAACACAUUCCGCACGCCCUGUUCACCGAGCUGGACGAAAUCUGCCUCAGAGAGGGGGAGGAUGCAGAAUGGAAGGAGACUGCCAGGUGGCUCUGUUUUUGUUGCACGGGAUCCCACUGGUGACAUCCCUGUAGACCUUUUUACAUAAUGUUUGUAAACAAUAGUCGCCAGGGUACCUUUUGGUGGCAGGAAAGUGAUCGACUACUGCUGACUUGAAGUAAAAACGAUGACAAAAACUGGUUGUGGUUGGACUUGCACUGCUAGAUAAAAUGUGAAAAUGUAUCGACUCAAUUAUUUACGUUCAUUUUACAUUCACACUGAUGCUAAAAUGUGAAUGCUGCGAUUCAAGCAUUUACAUACAAUUGGCUAUGCUUGUGUUAUUAUUGUAUUGCUUUUUGUGACUUCUGACAGAGCCAAACAUUCAUUACUGUGGCUCAGUAGGUAGAGAGUCCAGUGACCGAAGGGUAGCUGGUUCGAAUCCCGGCUACGAUUGUCUGCAUGUCAAAGUGUCCUUGGGCAAGACACUGAACCCUAAUUUGCUCCCAGUGGGCAUGGCAGCAGUCGCCCAUCGGUGUGUGAAUGUGUGUGUGAAUGAAAUGUAAGGCUUUGUAAAGCGCUUUGGGCACUGUGAUAGUGUAGAUAAAGCGCUAUAGAAGUGCAGUCCACUGUCCAGUGUUUGAAUGCUGAAAGACUAGAAUACAAAAAAUAAACAAAUGCAAGCGUUAUCACUUUCUAUUCAUCCAGAUUUUGAUAGUUUGGCAACAACUGAAAUGAUAUGCGUGCGUUUGUGUAGGUGGCUGAAGUUUGAGGAGGACGUUGAAGAUGGUGGCGAGCGAUGGAGUAAGCCCUACGUGGCCACGCUGUCUCUCCACAGUCUUUUUGAGCUCCGCAGCUGCAUUAUGAACGGUACCGUGAUGCUGGACAUGAGGGCAAAUUCGCUGGAGGAGAUUGCAGAUAUGGUCCUGGAUCAGCACGAAGUUUCCGGCCCGCUGGGACAGGAUGCCAGGAGGAGGAUCCGUGAGGCCCUGCUCAAGCAGCAUCACCACCAGAACCACAAGAAGCUCGCCAACCGCAUCCCGAUUGUCCGCUCCUUUGCGGACAUCGGCAAGAAGCAAUCAGAGCCUCAUUCUAUGGAUAAGAACGGCCAAACCGUUUCAUCGCAGUCGCAGUCAGCCAGCACCGAGGGCAAACAAGACGUCAGCAGAGAAAACAGUGCCGUCGACUUCAGCAAGAUUGACCUUCACUUCAUGAAGAAGAUCCCGCCUGGUGCCGAGGCCUCCAACGUCCUGGUCGGGGAGUUGGAGUUUCUCGACCGUCCUGUGGUGGCCUUCGUCCGCCUGGCACCCGCCGUGCUGCUCAGCGGUCUGGCUGAGGUUCCCAUCACCACCAGGUUCCUUUUCAUCCUGCUUGGGCCUCUGGGAAAAGGUCCACAGUACCAUGAAAUUGGACGAUCUAUUGCAACCCUGAUGACGGACGAGGUUUUCCAUGAUGUGGCGUAUAAAGCCAAAGACAGAAAUGAUCUUGUCGCAGGUAUUGAUGAGUUCUUGGACCAAGUGACAGUGUUACCCCCUGGCGAGUGGGAUCCCUCCAUCAGAAUAGAACCACCCAAAAAUGUGCCCUCUCAGGAAAAGCGGAAGAUUCCUCCUCUUCCAAACGGAGUUACAGAUCUUGUGGAGUCAGGGGAACAUGGAGGCCACGGUGGCCCUGAGCUUCAACGCACUGGAAAGCUGUUCGGCGGGUUUAUCUUGGACAUCAAGCGGAAGGCCCAUCACUACCUUUCUGACUACACUGACGCCGUCAGCCUGCAGUGUCUGGCCUCCUUCCUUUUCCUUUACUGUGCUUGCAUGUCACCUGUCAUCACCUUUGGAGGUCUUCUGGGUGAGGCUACUGAAGGGCGUGUGAGUGCCAUCGAGUCCUUGUUUGGGGCUUCCAUGACUGGAAUUGCAUACUCGCUUUUUGCUGGGCAGCCACUUACGAUCCUCGGCAGCACCGGUCCGGUUCUUGUGUUUGAGAAGAUCCUCUUCAAGUUCUGCAAGGACUAUGGCCUCUCCUACCUCUCCCUGAGGGCCUGUAUAGGCCUUUGGACAUCCUUUUUCUGUCUCCUGCUUGUGGCCACAGAUGCCAGCUCGCUUGUUUGUUACAUCACCCGGUUCACAGAGGAAGCCUUUGCAUCCCUGAUCUGCAUCAUCUUCAUCUACGAAGCCCUGGAGAAACUCGUCCACCUUGGCGUGCACUACCCCAUCAAUAAAAACAACAAUCUUCAGAAACUAACGCAAUAUUCGUGCACUUGUGUGGAGCCCAGGGAUCCCAGCAAUGACACUCGGCUGUUCUGGGAGGAGAGGAACAUCACAGCCUCCCAGGUCAACUGGACUAUGUUGGAAGUUACGGAGUGCGAAGAUCUGCACGGGGAGUUCGAAGGCAGCGCCUGCGGUCCCCACGGCCCUUACAUUCCUGACGUCCUGUUCUGGUGCGUGGUCCUCUUCUUCUCUACCGUCUUCAUGUCCGCCUUCCUCAAGGAGUUCAAGACAAGGCGCUACUUUCCUACCAAGGUGCGAGCCAUCAUCAGUGACUUUGCAGUCUUCAUCACCAUUCUCACCAUGGUUCUGGUUGACUACGCUCUAGGCAUUCCCUCACCAAAGUUACAAGUUCCCAACAAGUUUAAACCAACCAGAGAUGAUCGUGGCUGGGUUGUAAACCCCGUGGGUCCCAACCCAUGGUGGACCACCAUCAUCACUUUCAUCCCUGCUCUGCUGUGCACAAUCCUCAUCUUCAUGGACCAACAGAUCACGGCUGUUAUUAUCAACAGGAAGGAACACAAACUGAAGAAAGGCUGCGGCUAUCAUCUAGACUUGUUCGUGGUUGGCGUGAUGCUGGGCGUGUGCUCUGUGAUGGGCCUGCCGUGGUUCGUGGCCGCCACCGUGCUCUCCAUCUCUCACGUGAACAGCUUGAAGCUGGAGUCCGAGUGCUCUGCACCCGGAGAGCAGCCCAAGUUCCUGGGCAUCCGUGAGCAGCGCUUUACUGGUCUCAUGAUCUUCACCCUAAUGGGCUGCUCUGUCUUUAUGACCUCUGUCUUGAAGUUCAUCCCGAUGCCUGUGCUGUAUGGAGUGUUUCUCUACAUGGGGGCGUCCUCACUUAGAGGCAUCCAGUUCUUUGACCGUCUCAAGCUGUUUGGGAUGCCGGCCAAACACCAGCCUGACUUCAUUUACCUUCGCCACGUUCCACUCAGGAAGGUGCACCUCUUCACCAUCAUCCAACUCAGCUGUUUGGUGCUGCUGUGGGUCAUCAAGACCUCCAAGGCCGCCAUAGUUUUCCCAAUGAUGGUCUUGGCUCUCGUCUUCAUCCGCAAGCUUCUGGACUUAAUCUUCACCAAGAGAGAACUUAGCUGGUUGGAUGACUUGAUACCGGAGUGGAAAAAGAAGAAGCUCGAAGAUGCUGCACAAGAGGAGGAGCACAGCAUUAUUGCCGAGGAGGAAGGCAUCGUGCAGGUUCCGCUUGAGGGACACUACAAGAGCGACCCAGCGACAGUGAACAUCACCGAUGAGAUGUCCAAAGGCUCAUUUGGGAAUGUUUGGAAGAGCGUGAACCCCGUGGAAAAGGAUCCACCUGCUAAAAGUUUUCCCAAGAGUGUUGAGAAGCGCCACAAGCGUCGAAAGCGCGACAAGAGCUUGGACCGGGAGACAAGUUUGUGAUGACACACACUUGAAGAUAAUGCCAUCAUUCUGUUCCUUAUGGUCAUUGAAAAAAAAAAAAAAAACUGUGCCACACUUCACCACCUUUGUACUGUGAAACACUUUUGUUUUUGUUUGUUUUUUUUGUUAUGCGUGUCAUGUGCAACUUGUGUAUGAAACACAAAAUUAGAAACAACAUCGGUGACUAUAUUAAAGAGUUACUGCACAUUUUUGUGAAACCAGCAACAAAACGGGCCAACUAAAGGACACAUUUUGAAAAAUGUUUAAUUGUAUUUUAUAUGUUUUUAUGUUUUGCAAAACCGGUAACAUUUAUAAAAUCUUGCUUCAGCCAAAUUAUUAAACUGCUUAUUUACGUGAUGGACGUUAAUGUAGAAGUUAGGAUUUCUGUGAAAAGUGUGUCUAAAGCUAAUCUACAGUUAAAAAAAAAAAAAAAAAAAAAAUUAUAUUCAAUCUCAUAUAUUCUGUAUAUUUACAUUUUUUUGUGAUGUUACAGACUUUUUUUCCCACCUUUUUCAAGGUAGUUCAUUAUCUUAGCCUCCUUUGGCAAAUUGCGACUUGUUCUUUUUCUCUUUGUCCAUCGUUGCUGAUGUUUGGAGUGGCUUGUAGAAAAACGUUUAUCGUUUAUCAUCUUAUCAGUACAUGUCAUCCAUGGACCUACGCUGUCUUCUGUGUUGUGUUAGCGUUCAAAAGGAUUUUUUUUCUAAGACACCGUUAGUACUUCUAGGGAUGCAAUAAUUAAAAAAAAAUCUGCAAAGGGCAACCUGUAAUACGUGCUGAAGAGUCUUAACGAUGUACAAUACAUACUAUAUUUUAUUGUAUUCAGUGUUACUAAUAUAUUACCAAAAAUGAUGUCCAAGGCAGUUUUCUGAUGUAGAUGUUUCUUUCCUGACGUCUGAUGCUUCUCUCCAUGCUUAGAGAAACUAAUAAGAGGUCAAAAUAAUAUCAAUAUCACAUAUUUUGACUGCAUCUGUGUGUAUUUUACUUUUUUUGUUGUUUUUUUUUUUUGCCUUAAACUUUGACAGAUGAUAGCCAUGUGCUUUUGGUUGUUAAUUUGACUGGAGAUUGUGAAGUAAUCAGUUCCACUUUGUUGUUAAAUUGUGGUUUUGUUCAGCAGAAUGAGAAAGAUGCAAUGACGAGUGUCUAUUAAAAUUUCAAUAAACGUA